Molecule: messenger RNA, 545 nt
Organism: Drosophila virilis
Lineage: Eukaryota; Metazoa; Arthropoda; Insecta; Diptera; Drosophilidae
Product: cuticle protein CP14.6-like
Cellular component (GO): chitin-based extracellular matrix
Molecular function (GO): structural constituent of chitin-based larval cuticle
Source: RefSeq, a predicted model, not a curated record
CCCGAAAAGGUCAUGCAGCUGCUCACCUCCGCCUACGCUGUCGCCGCCCUUGCGAUCUGCUGCCUGUGCUUCGUCACAGCUCAGCCGCAGCGCGGUCUGGCGCAGCCGCGCUCCAACUCCUUCGAUGCUAAUGCUGUGAUACUGAAGCAGAACUUUGAUCUGAACCCGGAUGGCUCCUAUCAGUACAACUACGAGACGAGCAAUGGAAUUCGCGCUGAUGAGGCGGGCUACCUUAAGAAUCCCGGCUCACAGUUGGAGGCUCAGGUAAUGCAAGGCUCCUACUCGUACACCGGACCAGAUGGCGUGCUCUACACGAUUACCUACAUCGCCGAUGAGAAUGGCUUCCGCGCCGAGGGUGCACAUAUUCCCACACCGCCGCCCGUGAGCCCGGCCGCCGCUGCCGGUCCCCGCCGAUUCUUCAAAUAAUUGAUAAUUGACCAGCGAGAAUUAUAUUUAAUUGGAUAUAAUAUUUGUAUGAUAGCAUCCAGGAUGAAGUUCAGGGCAGCAGCUCAGUUGAUUCACAGACCUCUCUCACUCCCUCCCUC